This is a messenger RNA of Magnolia sinica, 1990 nucleotides long. RefSeq names its product serine/threonine-protein phosphatase PP1-like. The coding region runs from base 221 to 1168 and encodes 315 amino acids. Gene Ontology annotation, molecular function: protein serine/threonine phosphatase activity. Gene Ontology annotation, cellular component: nucleus; cytoplasm. The record is from RefSeq and is a predicted model, not a curated record. The transcript has 4 exons. Lineage: Eukaryota; Viridiplantae; Streptophyta; Magnoliopsida; Magnoliales; Magnoliaceae.
GCCACAUCGAAGUUGCAGUCGUCUUUCAUCCUCUUUCUGUCUCCGACCCCUACCCUUUCUCUCUCAUUAUUAUAAGGGUUUAUUUUUUUUCACGCGGAAACAAGAACAAGAAAGGAGCGGAUAAGAGGAGAAAACCCUUCCCUUCUUCUCUCUAGGGUUUCUUUCAUCUUCGAUUCUCGGCCGUUGGGUCAGAUCGAGAAAUCGAGAUAGAGGGAGAUCGAUGGCCGCGCAAGGGCGGGGGAUCGACCUUGCCGUCUUGGACGAUAUCAUCAACCGGCUCCUGGAGGUCCGAUCCGUGAGGCCUGCUAAGCAGGUCCAACUCUCCGAGUCCGAGAUCCGGCAGCUCUGCGUCUCCUCCAGAGAGAUCUUCCUCCAGCAGCCCAAUCUGCUGGAGCUCGAGGCCCCUAUCAAGAUCUGCGGUGACAUUCAUGGGCAAUAUAGUGAUCUUUUAAGGCUUUUUGAAUAUGGAGGCUUACCUCCUCAGGCCAAUUAUUUAUUUUUAGGAGAUUAUGUGGAUCGGGGGAAGCAGAGCUUGGAAACAAUAUGCCUACUUCUGGCGUAUAAAAUCAAAUACCCAGAGAAUUUUUUUCUUCUUAGAGGAAAUCACGAAAGUGCUUCUAUAAAUCGGAUAUAUGGAUUUUAUGAUGAAUGUAAACGCCGGUUCAAUGUGAGAAUAUGGAAAGUCUUCACUGAUUGCUUUAACUGCCUCCCUGUGGCUGCUGUGAUAGAUGACAAAAUAUUAUGCAUGCAUGGUGGUCUCUCCCCAGAUCUGACAAACUUGGAUCAGAUAAAAAACUUACCUCGUCCAGUCGAGGUCCCGGACACUGGUUUGCUUUGCGACUUACUUUGGUCAGAUCCCAGUAGAGAUGUUCAAGGAUGGGGAAUGAAUGAUAGAGGAGUGUCAUAUACCUUUGGUCCUGAUAAGGUGUCAGAAUUCUUACUAAGGCAUGAUCUGGAUCUUGUCUGCCGCGCCCAUCAGGUCGUGGAGGAUGGGUACGAGUUCUUUGCUGAUAGAAAGCUCGUCACAAUAUUCUCAGCCCCCAACUACUGCGGUGAAUUUGACAAUGCUGGUGCAAUGAUGAGUGUUGAUGAAAGCUUAAUGUGCUCAUUCCAAAUUCUCAAGCCAGCAGAGAAGAAACCUAGAUUCAUUAUGUCAACUAAAAUAUGAUGAUGUUGAAGCCUGGAUUACUUGUGUCUUUAAGUAAUCAUUCCUCUUUAGCCCAUUUUGGAGGAGAGACACAAGCAUCCGAGCUUUGAUGUGCGGAGCUGAACAUGCGUGCACUACGUCAUCAUCAUCAUCCAUCUCAGUAGAAUAAUUAUUCUGUGAAAAUAUCUAGGGAUCUCUGGAAGAAGUUUGCUGCUCCCCAUGCACCUGAUCAGAUGCACCUUUGCACACUAAAGGCAUGCUGGGACAACCGAACGAUGCAUGAGGUUGGCCCUCGCUGCUGAUGACAUGACACGAAGAUCCGGUUGGCCCCACUCAUCAGGAGUGCAACGUGUGUAUUCUGAUUUUGGACAAUUGUGGUAUUUUGAACUGUGCAUUUUUUCCCACACAGGUGCGGCCCCUCAGAUGAGAGGAUCAGCUAGAUUUUUUGUACCGGGUUACCUGCAUUGUGGCACCCACACCAUGCACAGUUCAUAUCUCCCAUGCAUGCGCUUGGUUGGCACAUGGGCCUGAUGUUAAGGUGCAGUGGAGGCUAGCAAACCAUGUUUCCGGAAUAUAAGGGUGUUUAGAGGCGACCAUGAUGUUUGACUUGGAUUUUCAACCGAGGAGAAAAAAAGAGGUAAAAAUAGUGUCCAUGUACAUAAAUUGGUCUUUGUAACUGAUCAUGGAUAAGUAGGGGCUUCAGACAGCAGAAAAUAGCAUUGUUCACGCCUCGGAAAAUGAAUAUCGUCAUGGUCAAAUCUCAAAAACGCCCUCAGCAACUUUGGCUUUUGCGUUUGAAACCUUGCAAUUUUAGCGUGUGUGAGUAAAUAUCGAAGCUUGUUC